GGCGUCCUCGGCGGCGUCUCAGCGGGGUCACGCAGCGGCGCGGGCGCCCGUGGGGGUGGGCGCCGGGGCCCGUGGGAGUGGGUGCCGGGAGCGCCGCGGCGAGUACGUGAGCCGGCGGGGCCGGGCGGCGCAGGCCAGGCGCCGGAGCUGGGGCUGCCACUGGAGGCACAGCCAUGGCGGUGGAGAACAUCAACGAGCUGCCGGAGAACAUCCUGCUGGAGCUGUUCACGCACGUGCCGGCCCGCCAGCUGCUGCUGCGCUGCCGCCUGGUCUGCAGCCUCUGGCGCGACCUCAUCGACGUGGUGACCCUGUGGAAGCGCAAGUGCCUGCGAGAGGGCUUCAUCACCGAGGACUGGGACCAGCCCGUGGCCGACUGGAAGGUCUUCUACUUCCUGCGCAGCCUGCGCCGGAAUCUCCUGCACAACCCCUGCGCUGAAGAGGGCUUUGAAUUCUGGAGCCUGGACGUGAACGGAGGGGACGAGUGGAAGGUGGAGAACCUGCCCGGAGACCAGAGGAAGGAAUUCCCCAAUGACCAGGUCAAGAGAUACUUCGUGACUUCUUAUUACACCUGCCUCAAGUCCCAGGUGGUGGACCUCAAGGCCGAAGGGUAUUGGGAGGAGCUGAUGGACACCACACGGCCGGACAUCGAGGUCAAGGAUUGGUUCGCGGCCAGGCCAGACUGCGGGUCCAAGUACCAGCUGUGCGUCCAGCUGCUGUCGUCCGCGCACGCGCCUCUGGGUACCUUCCAGCCAGACCCCGCGACCAUCCAGAAAAAGAGCGACGCCAAGUGGCGGGAGGUCUCCCACACCUUCUCCAACUACCCGCCGGGCGUCCGUUACAUCUGGUUUCAGCACGGCGGCGUGGACACUCACUACUGGGCCGGCUGGUACGGUCCCAGGGUCACCAACAGCAGCAUCACCAUCGGGCCCUCGCCGCCCUGACGCCCCCCCGCGCCCCGCCCUCCAUCGAGGCCUGACUGGGCCAGGCUUCCCGGGGCUUGGAGAACAUGUCACGGCCCUCGCCCACCUUGGACCACGCUGACCUGUCCCCGCGGUCGGAAGGACACGGUGUCUGGACCCCACCCCUGCUGUGUGCAUCCCAAUAAAAGGUGUUCCCAGCC
This is a messenger RNA of Sorex araneus (European shrew), 1120 nucleotides long. RefSeq names its product F-box protein 44 (gene FBXO44). Gene Ontology annotation, cellular component: SCF ubiquitin ligase complex; cytoplasm. The transcript has 7 exons. Gene Ontology annotation, molecular function: protein binding; ubiquitin protein ligase activity. Gene Ontology annotation, biological process: SCF-dependent proteasomal ubiquitin-dependent protein catabolic process; glycoprotein catabolic process. The record is from RefSeq and is a predicted model, not a curated record. The coding region runs from base 174 to 941 and encodes 255 amino acids. NCBI's taxonomy places the organism in Eukaryota, Metazoa, Chordata, Mammalia, Eulipotyphla, Soricidae.